Penaeus indicus is the source of this 4935-nucleotide messenger RNA. Its product is annotated as neuroligin-4, X-linked-like. The annotation marks the transcript as partial. NCBI's taxonomy places the organism in Eukaryota, Metazoa, Arthropoda, Malacostraca, Decapoda, Penaeidae. The record is from RefSeq and is a predicted model, not a curated record. Gene Ontology annotation, molecular function: signaling receptor activity; neurexin family protein binding. The transcript has 2 exons. Gene Ontology annotation, biological process: modulation of chemical synaptic transmission; postsynaptic membrane assembly; synaptic vesicle endocytosis. Gene Ontology annotation, cellular component: plasma membrane; cell surface; synapse.
GAACCCCAACGACAGCGGCGCAGGAGACCUGUGGGGCGUCGUGAGGGAGAGGUCCAAGUACCGGACUCAGGACUGGGCCAAGUACGACCCCACCCACAGGAGGUUCCUCGAGCUAGGCAGCCGCGGCCGCGUGCGGGACCACUACCGGGCGGGCCGCGUGGCGCUGUGGUCGUGGCUGGUGCCCGGCCUGGAGCGCGUGGGCGCGCGCUACGGCCCCGACUCGCCCUUCCACCGCCUGCCCAAGUACCUGCAGCCGGACACCUUCUCGGGCCCGACGCGCCCAACCAACCUCUCGAGCAACUUCCUCCCGCCGCCGACCACGCCCGCGCCCACCACGCAGCAGCUCUCCACGCAGGCGCACACGACGCCGCGCCCGACGGUGCUGGUGUUGAUGAACAGCAGCAGCGUGGCCGGCCUGCUGGAGGACCUGGGCACGGGCCACAAGCCGCAGGGCGCCGCCGCCUUCCCCUACACGACGGCGCUGAGCCUGACGGUGGCCAUCGGCUGCUCGCUGCUCAUCCUCAACCUGCUGGUGUUCGCCGCCGUCUACUACCGCCGCGACGCGCGCCAGGCCUUCACCAAGGCCAGCCACGACGGCAGCAGUGACAGCGGCAACGACGUGCAGCUGCACUCAUCCGGCGACCCGUGCAAGCCCAUCUCGCCGUCGCACUACGGCACGCUGCGCUCGUCCGCCACGCUGCGCUCGUCGCUGGCCACGUCGUUCGAGGGCGAGCAGCAGCACGAGUGGCCGCCCGACUACACCAGCAGCUGCCAGAGCGGCGAGGACGGCCCGCUGUGCGGCCCCGGCGAGCGGUGCCUGGCCGGCCACCCGCACAACGGCACGGCGUCGCGGCGCGGUGUGCACAGACAGUCCAUGUCGUACAACCCGCACGUGGACACGCAACUGUCGCCUGCCGUGUACGACGACACCCCCGACAUGCACGUGUGAGGCCGUCGCCGGAGUCAGACGCCCGGCGAGCGCGCAGACGCAGCGCCCGCGUCGCGUCAAAACCUUUCCUUUCUGCGACAUGUACAUUGUUUAUACAUAUUUUGUAGAAUGCCUGUCGAAGCUGAUCAUUAACCGAGCAUUGCUUACUCAACGCCGACCGGAACAGGUUUUGAGGGUCUCCGGAGAGGCGCGGCCGCCGCUGCCGAGCAGCUCGGAGAACAAGUCCCAAGGAAGCGCAGACAGCAGCGUAGCUAGAGGUCUAGAUGGCGUCCAGAUACUCUUCCUUGCGAGGCUCCCCGAACCGCCAUUCAUGAAGAGGAUCAGAGUCGAGAGCCGAGGCACCGAGGCGCGUUCUGGCACAGGCUAGAGGAGUGGCUCUCAGCUCGGCCCGGGCCACAGACCCGCAGCCUAAGCAAAACCAAUCGUGGACUAUCUUCUUUUGAGCUAUGUUAAAAAAUGGAUAACAUUUCGCUUUAACAUAUAGUCCUAACAAAAAGAAGUUUGAGAAAAUGUAUGAAAUAGUAGAAAGAUAAUAUUUGAAAUAUAGUUAUCACAAGAAUAAUUUUGAAGAAAUGUAUAAACAUCAAACAUUUGGCUGUGAAAUGCAUCCCAAACGAACAUAUAAAUUACACAACAAAUACUUCUCUCUGAAAUUUGAUGAAUGCAUUUCUUGCAACAGGGUCAACCGCACCGACUCCCAAAUCAUUACAACGUGCGGACCGCCACAAUAACUAUGAUGGAUUUCGUGAACUGCCAGCUGAGAGCCACUGAUCUAGAGAUUCAGUUUGGAUACUUGGCCAUCCUUCUUUACGAUGCCAGCUUCACCCAUUUUACUUUUCGAAUCGAUAGAAUCUCAUUGACCCAUGUUUAUUCUGUGUGACAGAUGAGAUGCUAAGUAUAUAAUCACUAAAUCUGGACGAUACGAAAUCUCAAUAUCACGUGAUCUGUAUAUAAUUCAGUUGAUGUUUUUUCGAUGAGUAGCUGGGCAUAUAUUUUCCCGCCACAGACGACAUUGUUAAUAAUAAUUCGGAAUGAUCGUGGACCUAUUAACAAAAUUCUUAUCAUGAUCAAUUAUAUAAAAAAUAAUAGCUCAAUUAUAUAUAAAAUCAAUAGAACAUACAUGUUAUUUGUUCAGUUAAAAAGAUAAUAUACGAUUAUAAGAGAUAUGUUCGUAUCCCCUUAGGUGUAUUGCACGUAUCCCGCGACCCUCUGAUCCUCUCUGAGAAUACAGUGGAAUACAUUAUCGUUUUUGCAAUAACAGUGACGUAGGUGGGAUUCAAACUUUAGGGUUUAUAUCAGAAUGCGAGAGAAGGAUGAUUGCGCUGAGAAACGAUCAGAUCGUUGGACGCAGCUGCGCUUUGUGUAGUCGAGAAUUGGGCGAGUCAAAGCGAGAGAAGCAAUCGUUUACUGAAGCCCAAUGUUUUAUUUUUAUUCGGUAACUACUCUCGCGCCAUGCGUCGUGAGUGACGUCAGUAUUAGGUAUUCAUGUAUCAUUUGUCUCGUGGACAAUAAUAGACGUUAGAUAGAUAGACGUUUACCAGAAGCGUUUCUAGUGUACGGCAUUUACACUCCUGGGACUGGACGCUUCUCUUCGCUCUGAAUCUAAGUGUCAUUUCAUUUGGUUUUGAGAAUAAUCAGGAGGAACUUCCAGUGAUAAUCUAAAUCUGCAUUUAGAAGGGGAUUUUGACCAUUCACCCAAGAGAUGUUUGUUUACGCAUGGUAUGUAAUCUCAUCUUUCAUAUAUAUUUUUUUGUUUAUUCAUUAAAAGAGAGUUGACUUUUUAAAUAUUAAUUUUGAGUUUAGUAACUGCUGGAAUUAACAUUGUGCUAUGUAUUAUUACGUACUGAUGACUACUGCUUGCUUAGCUGCUAUCUAAGAGUUUUCCAAAUGAAUGUACUGUACAUAGGCAGAAGAAGAAACACUAACGUGAAAUAAUGAAUAACCACGUCUCAACGGCUCCUUUGCCACCACCUGAUCAUUGUUCACUUGGCGUUCCCGACGAAAGGAAAGAUUCUCAAUGAACUCUUGGUUAAAGCUUUCCGAACUCGAGAUAAACAGUGUGACUUGGAAGCUCAAGCAUAUGAAAAGGACAACAGGAAUAUCGACUACAGUAACGUUUAGUGUGAAUAAAAAGGAUAUUUCGCUACCUACGCCGAUAACCGCUAGUUUUGGGGAAUUGCCCGAGGACUCUCCAGCCAGUUCGCGUGGCCACAGACCUCCAAAUCAAUUUGUGAAAUACGGUGAGAAGGUAAAGAAAAAAACUCACAGCAAAGCUUCGUGAAUAUUUUCGAACCUUUCACUCUCUCUCAUUUCGCCCCGCGCCUCAUUAUUCAUACUAAUGAGGUCAGGAAGAGGUUAACUCGUGCGCUUGCAGCAUUUCAAUUGUUUGGAUUUAUUUCCCACCAAUAGGAAAGAAGACUUGGACAAAAACGGUGCCGCCAUUGGUCAGGGUUUGGGAGGCGUGAGCCAAUGGGGACGCGCCUCUUCACCUCACGUUAAAAAAUAUCUGUAUACUUAUAUUUGAAGGAGAAAGUGUAUAUUAUGUAUAGCAUAUACCACACCCCUUCCCCUCCCUCAGAACCUUAGAUAUAACAAAGUAUAAUUUGUUGUGGGUCCCAUGGCUGUCAGUAGAUUAUAUAUAUAUAUGUAAAAAUAUAUUGGUGUCUCACAAUGAUAGAUACGUUUCAUAUAUAAGUGACAAAAUGUUAUCAAUAUUAUUUUUCAAUCAUCAUAGACGCUCUCCUGUGUUUGGUAUCCCCAAAAUACCCGAGUAAAUUCAGACUCAAUCAUAAUCAAGAUUUAAAAAAGCGAUGCUUAUUGUUUAAAAUAUAAGAUAUGUAUUCCCCGUGCUCAAGAAACAUGACAUUGAUAUCGAAAAAGUAACUGAAGACUGAGACUGUUCUUUUAAGUGUUUGAAAUUAUUAUUAUCAAAUUAUAGAUAUAUAUAAAUAUACACCAUUCAACCCUCCCUCUUCUAACCCCCACCCCCGCCCACACCCCACACCCCCUCAGUCACCACUGCUUGUACAAUGCUUUGUUUAAAACUCUCCACUUUUUAAGACUGCAUCUGCCUGUACAGUGCUUGUUUCUCCCGAGUCUCCUCCCCCCCCUCCCCCAGUCUUCCUCUAUUUCCCCUUUGAUCUUGUUCUGUCUCUGAAAGCCCUUCAAAGUGUAUAAGCAUGUGUAAUCAAGUUAUCGGAAAUUCAGUGUUUGAUUCUGUUACUAAAGAAAUGUAGAUGAAUAAAUAUUCAUAAUGUGCUAUUUGUAACCGGUACCUCUCCCUGUCUCACUCGUUUUCUAUCUAUCUAUCGAUCUAUCUGCCUGCGUGUCUACCUGUCUUUUUUAUUCUAUUUCCGCUUCGUUCUUCUGUCAUCUACACCUUCCGUCUUCUGAUCCGUUCUCCUUCCCUCUUCUUUUUAUUAUUCUUGUACUCCUUCAUUUUCUUAAUUCUUCGUCUCUUCCUCCUCUUCAUUCAUGUUCUUCGUCGUCUUUUCCUUCUUUCUCUUUUUCGUCUCUUCCUCCUCCAUAUUCUCCUACGUCUUCGUUGUCGUCCUUCUCUCGAUCAUCAUCUUCGUCUUCUUCUCCCCCUUCAUCAUCUUAUUCUUCGUCUCAUUUUUCUUCCUCUUCGUCUCCUCCUCCUACUUCUUCGUUUCCUCCUCCUCCUUCGUGCCCCCCUCCUCCCCCUUCGUCUUCUUCUUCGUCUUCAUCCUCCUCCUCUUCAACCCCCCCCCCCCACUCCACUGCUGGCUAGGCCGAAUCUCGAAAAGAGGUUUUCGAAAGGCGGUAUCUUAAGCUCAAUUUUUGCUUUCAACUUUCAAUUGAAUAUCAUAAAAACGAUGAACUAAAACUGUAUCAUGACUUCCAAAAUAUUGUAUCUGUUUUUUUUUUCUUUGAAUACAUUUAAUAUUUAAAUGGAGUGGUGGUGCUUUUUGUACUUGUAAGAAUAAUUAUUUUAUACGAGCAAUGAAAAUAAUAAAUGAAUGUUU